UGUUUUCCUCUCCUGAAAUUUUUUUUUCUACUUUUCUUCUUCCUUUGAAUGGGUAUACUUCUGUUCUACUUAUUGGGCCAUUUAGUUUAUAUAGCACGAUCCAAGUAUCAACAGUACACUAACAACAAGAUGGAGAAAUCUUUCACUGGAGGAGCUACCAGCUCUAUUGCUAAUUCAGCACCAAUUUCAAUUUUUUCUUACUGUGCUUCAUCAAUUUUGAUGACGGUUACUAAUAAAUAUGUGUUAUCUGGUUAUAAUUUUAAUUUGAAUUGUUUCCUUUUAGCAGUUCAAUCAAUUGUUUGUAUUGUUACCAUUGGUACUUUGAAAACUUUUGGGGUUAUUACUUAUAGACAAUUUAAUAAAGAUGAAGCUAAAAAAUGGUCUCCAAUUGCUUUCUUAUUAGUUGCCAUGAUUUAUACUUCUUCCAAAGCUUUACAAUACUUGUCAAUUCCAGUUUAUACUAUUUUCAAGAAUUUGACCAUUAUUUUAAUUGCUUAUGGUGAAGUUCUAUGGUUUGGUGGUAAAGUUACUACCAUGGCUUUAGGUUCUUUCCUUUUAAUGGUUUUUUCUUCUAUUUUGGCUUGUUAUGGUGAUCAAAGUGCCGCCAAAUCUCCUGAUGAUACUUUUUCUUUAUACUUGGGUUAUUUCUGGAUGUUUACCAAUUGUCUUGCUUCCGCUGCAUUUGUUUUAAUCAUGAGAAAAAGAAUAAAGUUGACCAACUUUAAAGAUUUUGAUACCAUGUACUAUAAUAACUUAUUAUCUAUUCCAAUUUUAUUGAUUUCUUCUUUUAUUUUUGAAGAUUGGUCUUCUGCUAAUGUUGCUCUUAACUUCCCUCCUGAUAAUAGAACUGCCACCAUUGUUGCUAUGAUCUUCUCCGGUGCUUCUUCUGUUGGUAUUUCUUAUUGUAGUGCUUGGUGUGUUAGAGUUACUUCCUCUACUACUUAUUCUAUGGUUGGUGCUUUAAAUAAAUUACCAAUUGCUUUAUCUGGUUUGGUUUUCUUUGAUAGUGCAGUCAACUUCUGGUCUUGUUCCUCUAUCUUUGUCGGUUUUGUUGCUGGUUUGGUUUAUACCGUUUCUAAACAAAAACAAGCUAAAGAAAACGCUCAACAAUUACCUUCUAGCUCAAAAUAGUUUGUUUUAAAAGUGCUACAUUUUUAUUCUUAUUAUUUUGAUUCCU
Hyphopichia burtonii NRRL Y-1933 is the source of this 1177-nucleotide messenger RNA. RefSeq names its product GDP-mannose transporter (gene VRG4). Gene Ontology annotation, cellular component: Golgi apparatus. The coding region runs from base 49 to 1131 and encodes 360 amino acids. The transcript has a single exon. NCBI's taxonomy places the organism in Eukaryota, Fungi, Ascomycota, Pichiomycetes, Serinales, Debaryomycetaceae. The record is from RefSeq and is a predicted model, not a curated record. Gene Ontology annotation, molecular function: antiporter activity; GDP-mannose transmembrane transporter activity.